Messenger RNA from Cydia amplana, 1980 nucleotides. RefSeq lists its product as uncharacterized. The transcript has a single exon. NCBI's taxonomy places the organism in Eukaryota, Metazoa, Arthropoda, Insecta, Lepidoptera, Tortricidae. The coding region runs from base 1 to 1980 and encodes 659 amino acids. The record is from RefSeq and is a predicted model, not a curated record.
AUGAGAUCUUACAUUACAAAGGACUUCGCAAAGAAACUCAACGUGGUAACCAUAGAAGAUAGUCAUCUUACCAUAUUUGUUUUUGGUACCAAUACACCUCAAGAAGUGGAAAGUCCCAAAGUCAAGAUACAGAUGGUGACACAAACCGGUGAAAUUGUUUCAAUUAAUGUCAACGUCAUCCCUGUGAUUGCAAGAGGCGUUCCAUACUUAGGACCUGACCGUAAAUUAUGGAAUCCGGAAUAUAAGUUAGCUGAUGAUGGAUCCUUCGGUGACCGGAUAGACCUUUUAGUGGGUAACGACUACUAUCUAUCUCUGUUAUUACCCGAGAUAAUAGAAUUAAAGGAAGAUCUUUUCAUGAUUAACACCAAGUUUGGAUGGACUUUCGGUGGAAAACCAGAGAUAGAAACAGAUAAUAACUUGGAAAUCAUCACCUAUUGUCAGACUAACUUGGAUAUAGGAAGAAAUAAACCUGAUUUACCAUUAGAAGGUGUAAACCUAAAGGAACUAUGGGAUCUUGAAACAAUUGGCAUCGUGGACUCUCCGAAAGAGGGCAGAGAGGAAGAAGCCUUGCGUCAUUUCAACGAGACGACCCAGUUUGAACAUGGCAGAUACCAAGUCUCGUGGCCAUGGGUAGAAUACCCUCCAGACUUUGAUCCUAACUUCGGUUUGGCACUAGGACGACUUGUCAGUUUAAUUAAUCGUCUAGAUGUUGACACAUUGACUUCGUACGACGAAUUAAUUAAGGAACAAGAGAAAUUAGGCAUAAUAGAAGUCGUACUGGAGGAAGAGGUUGUUAGCCCUAGUCAUCCCGUUCACUACCUACCACAUCACUGUGUCAAACAGAAGAAUAAGCCUCCGCGCAUAGUAUAUGACGCGUCAUCUAAAAUCAAGGACAAUAAGAGCUUAAACCAGUGUCUUUACUGUGGUCCCUUAAUGCUGGAAGAGUUGACAGGAAUAUUGUUGAAGUUUAGAUCACAUAACAUAGGUAUUUGUGCAGAUGUCGAGAAAGCAUUUCUACAAAUAGGUUUACAAGUUAAAGACCGUGACGUAACUAGAUUCCUUUGGAUCAAGGAUCUAGAUAAACCAAUAGAAAAUAACAAUUUAAUACAUAUGAGGUUCUGUAGAGUCCCAUUUGGUGUGAUCAGCAGUCCGUUCUUACUGAACGCCACAAUUAAAUACCAUUUAUCUAGAUCUAGUUUAGAAAGUAUACAACGUAUUGCUUAUGACAUCUAUGUAGAUAAUAUGGUGACUGGAACAGAUACUGUAGAAGAGGCUAUAGACUUAUAUAGCGCAACAAAACAAGAGUUUCAACGAAUGUCAAUGAACUUGAGGGAGUGCAGCUCCAACUCACGUGACUUCAUAGAACAGGUUCCAGACAGCUGUCAAGAUAGAAUAGUUAAGGUACUCGGACUGGACUGGAACUUAGAAUCAGAUACACUUCACUUGCGACUGAAGGAACGCGAGUAUCCUAGCACAAAGAGAGGAGUUCUACAAUGCAUCGCGUCAGUGUACGACCCUUGUGGGUACGCAGCACCCUCUACACUAUCAGCGAAGCUUCUUCUACAGGAUUUGUGGAAACUUAAAUUAAAAUGGGAUAACCCUUUAACUGGAGAUGAAGCGAAGAGAUGGAUUGACAUACAGAAAGAACUUAAGAACUUAAAGGACACCUGUGUUCCCCGGUGCUGUGUAGAGAACCUUCGGCAGAAGAGCUACUCCAUCCAUUGCUUCACAGAUGCUUCGACUAAAGCAUAUGCAGCGGUUGUCUACAUAGUGCAGGGCAACCAGAGAAACUUCGUAGUAGGAAAGUCAAGACUGAUACCUAUUAAGGAUCAAGAUGAUUUGAAGAUCCCGAAAUUAGAGCUUAUCGCAUCUCUUAUAGGUCAUCGUUUAAUCCAGUACGUUAAGAAGUCACUACAAGGCGAAAUAACUGAACAAAUCCUCUGGACGUCAGAUUGUAAUCGGUUGGUACUACUCAGAUAA